AUGCAGUAUCAGGCGCCAUCGUCAGCCAGAACAACCACCGGCUCCAGCGUCAGACGACGAUCCAGUGGGGCUCAGCCUUACAGCAGCGAUCGUUCUAGCUCAGUCACAGACGGCAGUGGCUGUGACGACUCGUAUCCCAACCCGCAACUCCAACUAAUUGCCCCGCCGCCUCCCCCAACCCGGCGUUUCUCUCGCUCGCAACCCCUUCCUCCCGCUUUGAGCGAACGCACUGGUGAGGUUGUUGAGUAUUCGAGAAGGUCAGAGGACUCGGCCAGCUAUCAUGUCUAUUCAAGUGUUUCUGGUUUUGGUGAGAGCGACGACGAUGAAGACAGAGAUGAAGACGACCAAACUCCUCGCUUCCCCGAAGUCCAUUCACCAGACAUAACUCCUGGGCACACCGAGAGCCUCCUCGCAUCCCCUCGAAUGGGACCAUCCUCAGACAAGAUCUUCUUCGCAAACCGAACCAUCCACACCAUCGACUCGGGUGAUCUCGGUUGCAAAUCUCCUGGAGUGACGAGUACGACGAUGUCAGUCGACUCCAGCCACGACGCCUCUGUUGCUUCUUUCACGACGAGCUGCCGGUUCACUCAGAAAUGGCCGGUCCCGGUAUCCCUCAAGUACUUCGAUGCGCAGCCCGGGUAUAAGGUUGUGUAUGGGGAGAACGACCAAGCUGUUCCGAGUCUUGAAGAAGGUCAAGGGAUGAACGGCAGCCACCUCGCCAAGUGGACGCCUUUCAAGUUUUUCCUGUUCAUCUCAGCCAUGACCGUAUUUUCGUAUGGUUGUUGCAUUCUAAUACUGGCGGUUUCGACAUGGCUGAACACAUGGGACGGGGCGGACGUCGUGGUCGUUGCGGAUUACGACAUCCUCAUUGUUAUCACCUUGUCAGCAUCCAUCCUCCUCGUGACGGCGCUCAUCGGUAUCACGGGCAUACUCCUGAACUCUCGUCCCCUUCUCGCGGUAUAUACCUUUCUCCUUUGGCCCGCUAUGGCUUCGAUCGUCACCGUGGGCUACAUGAGCUACAAGCGGGCAACCUUCUCCCUGGACCGCAAAUUAAAUCUGUCGUGGAGCAGAUUCUACACGAAUGCAGGGAAGCAAAUCAUCCAGGACUCUCUUCAUUGCUGCGGCUUCUACAGUUCUAUGCACGAAGCCGCCCCGACCAAGCGAUGCUAUCUGCGUACGCCUCUACCUGGCUGCAAGGCUGGCCUAUUCAAUUUUCAGCACGAAAGUCUGCAGAGGGUUUGGAAAACCGCAUUUUCAUUAGCGGGUCUUCACCUAGUCAACAUGGUCGUCGCUUUGCUUUGCGCCAAUCACGUCACUACCUCGUUCGGAAAGGGACUUACCCCAAGGCAGUACCGUCUCAGCCCUGAAGAUGUCAAAGCUGAUGCGGAGAAGAUUAUCAAUGGGGUAAACAUGCAAUACAACUUUCCUACCCUGAAAGGACAAACCGGACAGUGCGCUCAUUAA
This is a messenger RNA of Cyclocybe aegerita, 1464 nucleotides long. The record is from the annotation of a GenBank genome assembly. Lineage: Eukaryota; Fungi; Basidiomycota; Agaricomycetes; Agaricales; Hemipholiotaceae.